AGCACUUUCGGAGGCCGAGGCGGGCGGAUCACUUGAGAUCAGGGGCUCCAGACCAGCCUGGGCAAUAUGGUGAAACCUCGUCUCUACUAAAAAUUAAAAAAAAAAAAAAAAAUUAGCCGGGCAUGGUGGCUGGCACCUGUAAUCCCAGCUACUAGAGAGGCUGAGGCAGAAGAAUCGCUUGAAUCCCGGAGACGGAGGUUGCAGUGAGUCGAGAUAACACCACUGCACUCUAGCUGGGGCGACAGAGCGAGAUUCCGUGUUAGAAACGAAAAAGAAAAAAACUUCCGCAGGCACUUCCGACUCCCGGCCGACCCUGAGCUUCGGUGAUUGGCUGGGCUGGCCGUACGCGGGGCCUCCCGGGAUUUGUAGUUCUUGAGGCUCGGCUGAGGAUGCCGGGAAGGGCUAGUGGUCGGGGGCCUAGAGCGGCGGUUGCACUUAGUUGCGGCUGCUGUCACCAUGUCCCGCGUUUUGGUGCCUUGCCAUGUGAAAGGCACCGUAGCCCUCCAGGUGGGCGACGUGCGGACCUCCCAAGGCCGGCCUGGCGUGCUGGUCAUCGAUGUCACCUUCCCCAGCGUCGCUCCCUUCGAGUUGCAGGAAAUCACGUUUAAGAAUUACUACACAGCUUUUUUGAGCAUCCGUGUCCGUCAGCACACCUCAGCACACACACCUGCCAAGUGGGUGACCUGCCUGCGGGACUACUGUCUAAUGCCCGACCCACACAGUGAGGAGGGAGCCCAGGAGUAUGUAUCGCUGUUCAAGCAUCAGAUGCUGUGUGACAUGGCUAGAAUAUCGGAGCUACGCCUGAUUCUGCGGCAGCCAUCACCACUGUGGCUGUCUUUCACAGUGGAGGAGCUGCAGAUCUAUCAGCAGGGACCAAAGAGCCCCUCCGUGACCUUUCCCAAGUGGCUCUCCCACCCAGUGCCCUGUGAGCAACCUGCACUCCUCCGUGAGGGUCUCCCAGACCCCAGCAGGGUAUCCUCCGAGGUGCAGCAGAUGUGGGCACUGACAGAGAUGAUCCGGGCCAGUCACACCUCCACAAGGAUCGGCCGCUUUGAUGUGGAUGGCUGUUAUGACCUGAACUUGCUCUCCUACACUUGAAUGGUUGCUCCUAGCCAAGAUGUUGGCCUUUCUGUGCCCACCCAGACUUGGUUUGGGCCACCAGAGGCUGAAGUGUGUUUCCUGUGCAUUCCAAGUGUUGCCUGCAUGCCUGUUCUGUCUGGGCCACGUUCACAGAUUCAGGAUUCUCAGGGGCUUACCGUGUUACUUCAGCAUGAGCUCCUGGCAGGGGGGUGCUCUGUCUUCGCCUGGCUGCAACUCAAUUCUUCCUUCUACCCAAAAACACUCCAGUCAGUUGUACUUACUGAGAAUCCCUGAGUGCCCUCUGCCCCUUUUGCCAACAUGCACAUUCCUGUCUUCUGCCUGCUCCCUCACGUCAGUGCAGUUGGGCUGGGCUGACCUACUAAAACCUGCUCCAUGUAUGGACCUGGAAGGCCAUUGCUGCCAUGGCACUUGGGACACUUGAGGAAGAAACAGAAACCUUAUUUCUUCCUGUGUGUCCCCUAGUGGUUUUCUUUCCAUUUGUGUUAUGCCACAGAAAGAAAUUUCCUGUCUAAACUCUUCUGCUGCCUGCCUAGGAAGGAAACCUGAAGAUUUGGGCAGCCUGAGUCUCUCAGUUUCUGAGCUGGCUCCUGAAUAUAUGUUCAAGUGGGUGUGCCCAUAGGGCCUAGGCACGUGUCUCUAGCAAAACCAGGGCCUGAGAAUAAGAACUGGGACCCUUCUAGGCAGGGUGCGGUGGCUCACGCCUGUAAUCCCAGCACUUUGGGAGGCCGAGGCAGGCGGAUCACCUGAGGUCAGGAGUUCAAAACCAGCCUGACCAACCUGGAGAAACCCUGUCUCUACUAAAAAUACAAAAAAUUAGCUGGGUGUGGUGGUAGGCACCUGUAAUCCCAGCUACUUGGGAGGCUGAGGCAGGAGAAUCUCUUGAACCUGGGAGGUGGAGGUUGCGGACCUGAGAUCGUGCCAUUGCACUCCAGCCUGGGCAAGAAGAGCGAAACUCCAUCUUAGAAAAAAAAAAAAAAAAAGAACUGGGACCCUUCUGCCAUCUGACAUGGCCCAAAGCACAUCUCUAUCCUUUCUCCCAGUUGCCCCUCUCCUUUUUUGUUUUUUUUGAGAUUGAGUUUUGCUCUUGUUGCCCAGGCUGGAGUGCAAUGGUGCAAUCUUGGCUCACUGCAACCUCCGCCUCCCGGGUUCAAGCAAAUCUGCUGCCUCAGUCUCCUGAGUAGCUGGGAUUACAGUCAUGCGCCACCAUGCCUGGCUAAUUUUGUAUUUGUAGUAGAGACGGGGUUUCUCCAUGUUGGUCAGGCUGGUCUCGAACUCCCGACGUCAGGUGAUCCGCCUGCCUUGGCCUCCCAAAGUGCUGGGAUUACAGGCAUGAGCCACUGCGCCCGGCCUGCCCCUUUCCAAGAGAUAUGCUCAGCAUGAUGAGAGAUCAACCGUGGUGGGGAGUGGGUCCAAGUAAGGGUUCUCAUUGUUGCCUUUUAAGAGGCCUAGGUCCUGCAUUAACUCAGGCCAACCAUUAAGUGUUGCAGGCUGCUCUUCCCUCAUGUGAGAAAAACCUGUUUCCCUCUGGUUCUUCCUGGCUUUGUACCUGGUGGCUAUUACGAAGCAGUACUGCAGUAUGUCUUGGACCUGGAAAGUUGGACAUGUGUGUGGCUCAACAGUUUUCUCGGGGGAGUUCAGUGACCUUUUGGUGGCCACCCUCUGCUCUCACCUGUGAGUUCUUGCAGGUGGCGACUUCAUCUGCAAGGUCACUUACAUAGCCUCACUCAGCUGCUUCGGAAAGCGUGAUGGAGCAGUAGUCCUCAGUGUGUGUGUGAGUGAAGAGGACCUUGUGGUAGCAGGGACCAUGCUUCAUUCGUGGCUGUGUCCCCAUCCGAGGGCCUGGUAUGCAGUAAGAUCAAUAAAUACUUGUGGAAUGCA
This is a messenger RNA of Pongo pygmaeus (Bornean orangutan), 2979 nucleotides long. It is a transcript of the gene NICN1, whose product is annotated as nicolin 1, tubulin polyglutamylase complex subunit. NCBI's taxonomy places the organism in Eukaryota, Metazoa, Chordata, Mammalia, Primates, Hominidae. Gene Ontology annotation, cellular component: nucleoplasm. The transcript is spliced from 6 exons. Bases 457 to 1098 code for a protein of 213 amino acids. The record is from RefSeq and is a predicted model, not a curated record.